GGUUAAUCCUCCGCCUGCGGCGCUGGCAUCCCAUAUGGGUGCCAGGUUCUAGUCCCGAUUGCUCCUCUUCCAGUCCAGCUCUCUGCUGUGGCCUGGGAGGGCAGUGGAGGAUGGCCCAGGUGCUUGGGCCCUUGUGCCCGCAUGGGAGACCAGGAAGAAGCACCUGGCUCCUGGCUUCAGAUCAGCUCAGCUCUGGCUAUGGCGGCCAUCUGGGGGGUGAACCAACGGAAGGAAGACCUUUCUCUCUCUCUCUCUCACUGUCUAACUCUAUCUGUCAAAAAAAAAAAAAAAAAGGCUCAGAACUAAAACCAGAUUGGGCUGAUGGUCACUACAGCAGGGAGUUCUGCAUUGUUGGACAUACCACCUCCCUGUAAACUUCAGGGAGUGUCUCCAGGAAUAGGAGAUAACAAGUGAAACAUCAGUUUUGGAAACUUGGAGAUUUUCACAAAAAGAGAAUAAACCAAGGCAACCUAUGCUAAGUCCCCAGAGAAUAAAUGCUCCAGUUUUGCAAGCGCACAAGAGCUCUCCAGGACUGGAGUGGUCAGGGGGGGUUCUGUGGAGGAACAGUGACCUGAGGCAGGGUUUGGAGGCAGGGCAGGGGACAGCAGCACUUGCAGGCUGGGGAAGGGGGUGUGUUCCAAGGAGGCAUUCCAAGGCAGAGUUGCUGUAUGGGACUGUAUUUGGUAGGUCUGGGUGGUAAUCAGCAAAACUGCCUGCUUUCUGGAAGGUAGGUGUGGAGCAAUCAAGUUGGCGAAAUGUGGUGAUAAUCAGAAAUGCAGGGACGCUUGGUGGUUGGACCACAGAUUUGGGGCUAUGUUUUAGAUAAGUGACUUGAGCAAAACAGAUUUUGGGAAUAUGCAUUUUCCUAUAGUGUCUAAUUGGAAGUGUGUGUGUGUGUGUGUGUGUGUAGUAGGGAGCCUAGAGGCAGAGACUAGUUAAGCACACACACACACACACACAACCUUGGCAUAAAUCAAGGGGGGUAGGAGUGGAAAGAAAGUAUCAGGUGGAUGGUAAGAAAGAACCAGGACCUCAAGGCCAAGUAAGUCUUAAACAUGGCAUUUAUUUCUGUAAAUAAAUUAAUCAAUACAAUAUUAGAAUACAAGGCAGGAUGGCUGACCUAGUGAUUUGAGAGACCUUGUAUAUUUUAAUGAUGGAUUCGGUGCAGUAACUAUUUUUGAAUUUGCAUAUAUUUUUCCUUACUCUUCUUAUGACUUCAAAUCCCUCUUCGCCACAAUCCUUGGCUUUUCGUGUGAUUUCAGAUUCACCUCCGAAUAUGUUUGCGGAAGGCAGGCGGCGGCAGCAAGGCAAAGGUUGGGGAUGGUGGCCAGGAUGACCUCCCUCCCUUGCUAACUGCCAACCACGGAGAAAUGGGAGGCACGUGGCCAACUCUUGCUCCUUAGCAGGUCUAACUUGACCUUCAAAACUCCUUAGGACCUGCCGGUCUCCUGUGAGGGGCUGCAUCUUGCCGAAGACUGGCCAGCAGGGUCUCUCGCCCAGGCUGAAUGUGUGUGUGCGCACGCGUGUGUGAGUGUGCGGGCGCGCGCGUGUGUCUCGUGGCUCUGAGGCUGGAGUUACCCAAACAACACAAAAACACGAACAGGAAGCAGCCCCCUCAUCCCACGUCUUACCACAGCGAGCGGUUGAGUGAAGUCGAGUAAGGAAGGCUGGCUUUUGCCCUUUUAAAAUUCCAGGGCGGCGCGCGCGCACACACACACACCCCCACUCGGUCUUUCCCACUCCCCGCCACACUGCACCAGCCUCCCUCCCCAAGUCCUGAUUCAUGAACCGUGCCACCUUUGUUUCAUUUUAAACUGUGCAGACUAUUUUAAUCUUCCCACCCCCAUCCCAGAUUUUCCCCUCCCUGCCUCCUCUGGGAAGCUCUGAUGUAAAGCGCCCGCUAGGUGGGAGAGAGCUGCUCCCGAUCGGCUCGGGGAGGCGAGAUCCCAAGAAGCCCCCUCCCCGGGACCCCGAAGCCGGCGCGGGGGCAGCGUCUCGGCCCCUUUAAGGUGCCACGCUCUCCGAAGUGCGGGCGGGGAGCCCGGGAGCCGGCGCGGGGCCAGGGAGCCGGGUGGGGAAGUCCUGCCGCCCUCCCCCUCCGGUCGCAGCCCAGCCUGCGGGGCCCGCGCGCCCUCCGCCCACCGCGCACGGGCUGGCCAUGCGGCGGCUCUGAGCCAUGUCCUCCUCCUCCUACGCCAAGAACGGGACCGUGGACGGGCCGCAUUCCCCCACCUCGCAGGUGGCCCGAGGCACCACGACCCGGAGGAGCAGGUUGAAAAGAUCCGAUGGCAGCACCACUUCGACCAGCUUCAUCCUCAGACAGGGUUCAGCAGAUUCCUACACGAGCAGGCCGUCCGACUCCGAUGUCUCUUUGGAAGAGGACAGGGAAGCGAUUCGGCAGGAGAGAGAACAGCAAGCAGCAAUCCAGCUGGAGAGGGCAAAGUCCAAGCCUGUGGCGUUUGCUGUGAAGACGAACGUGAGCUACUGUGGCGCCCUGGACGAGGAUGUGCCUGUUCCAAGCACGGCCAUCUCUUUUGACGCCAAGGACUUUCUCCACAUUAAAGAGAAAUACAACAACGAUUGGUGGAUAGGUAGGCUGGUGAAAGAGGGCUGUGAGAUCGGCUUUAUCCCAAGUCCACUCCGCUUGGAGAAUAUCCGGAUUCAGCAAGAGCAAAAAAGAGGGCGUUUCCAUGGAGGGAAAUCAAGUGGAAAUUCUUCUUCAAGUCUGGGAGAAAUGGUAUCAGGGACAUUUCGAGCAACUCCCACAUCGACCGCAAAACAGAAGCAAAAAGUGACGGAGCACAUUCCUCCUUAUGAUGUUGUGCCGUCGAUGCGUCCUGUGGUGUUAGUGGGGCCGUCACUGAAAGGUUAUGAGGUAACAGACAUGAUGCAGAAAGCCCUCUUUGAUUUCCUGAAGCACAGGUUUGAUGGGAGGAUAUCAAUAACAAGAGUGACAGCUGACAUUUCUCUUGCUAAGAGGUCUGUCCUAAAUAAUCCAAGCAAGAGAGCAAUAAUUGAACGUUCGAACACCCGGUCCAGCUUAGCGGAAGUACAAAGUGAAAUUGAAAGAAUCUUUGAGUUGGCAAGAUCUUUGCAACUGGUUGUUCUUGAUGCAGACACCAUCAAUCACCCAGCACAACUUAUAAAGACUUCUUUAGCACCAAUUAUUGUUCAUGUAAAAGUCUCAUCUCCAAAGGUUUUACAGAGAUUGAUUAAGUCUAGAGGAAAAUCCCAAAGUAAACACUUGAACGUUCAACUGGUGGCAGCUGAUAAACUUGCACAAUGCCCUCCUAGUCAGCGAAUGAGGCACAGCAACCACUCCACAGAGAACUCUCCGGUUGAAAGACGAAGUCUAAUGACCUCUGAUGAAAAUUAUCACAAUGAAAGGGCUCGGAAGAGUAGGAACCGAUUGUCUUCCAGUUCCCAGCAUAGCCGAGAUCAUUACCCUCUUGUGGAAGAAGAUUACCCCGACUCCUACCAGGACGCUUACAAACCCCAUCGGAACCGAGGAUCACCUGGGGGAUAUAGCCAUGACUCUCGACACAGGCUCUGAGUCUGCUGAAACUAAAACAUACUCAUCUGUUGACAGUCUGCCAUAGCACUGCUAGGAUAACUCAAUCAUCUUACCUUGGCAAGCCAGCACAGAACUGCUGUGCUUAUGGGCUGUUGUCAUUUGAUGCUAAGUAAGGGGCAAAAACAAACAAACAAAAUGUACAUUAUGCCCUUAAUGCUAGACGGAUAUUAGAUGCCCAGUCAUAUAGAUAUUUUUAAGUGAAACAUUUACAUGAUAACAGUACCUUUUGUUUUCUUCAUAGAUUUAGACACAUCAAUUUGUAAUUUAGGGUACUUAUCAAGGCACAUAUAAAAUAAUAAUUUCCCAUGCUGGAAAUUCCAAAUGACCAGUUCCAGUUGGAACCAAUUUAUAAACCAAUUCCUGUUGGAAUUUGGGUGAAUUGACUAGAAAGUCUACUUGAGCAUGUUGCAAUCAGUUGAAAAAUCUGAAAAAAAAGGAUAAUUAAUAAAAAAAUCAAAAUGCCAAUAGAAGCCAAAACCAGGUAUGAUAUUUAUUUGCUGGAAGCUAAAUUAUUCUUAAUGUUGGAAUGUAUAAACAUUUUAACACGUUAAUGUUGCCAGAUGGCUUUUCAAACUUACCUACCAAAUGUAUUGAUAGUGCCAAAAAAAUCUCAGAAAUCUUAAUGCAGAAAUUAUAUAUUGUAGUCUCCUCAGAUUUUAAUAUUUUUAUUUCUCUCCUGGCACAGCUGUUGUAUUCAGAGUGUUUUGCUUUUUUGUUUAGUCAGUACUGUUAGCACAUUUGAAGUUGGCAAAAAAAAAAAAAAAAAAAAACUUAAAAAUUUAGUCAGGAUUAAGUGAG
Messenger RNA from Oryctolagus cuniculus (rabbit), 4372 nucleotides. Lineage: Eukaryota; Metazoa; Chordata; Mammalia; Lagomorpha; Leporidae. The record is from RefSeq and is a predicted model, not a curated record.